AUGAAAAAUCAUUAUAAUACUUUAGGUCUUUAAAGAGAUGCUGAAUAAAAGUAAAUAAAAGAAGCGUAUCAUAAACUAGCAUUAGAAUGGCAUCCAGUAUAACAAUAUUGUUUAAAUUAAGUUAGGACAAGAAUAUGAAUAAUAGGACUUAAGCAAUUAUCUAAUUCUAAGAAAUUAGUGAGGCUUACAACACUUUAUCUAAACAAGAGUAAAAGAAAAUAUAUGAUUAUAAUCUUGAUUAAAAGGAAAUUAUAAGAUCAUUUAAUAAAAGAUAACAAGUAUAAGAAAAAGAAUUAUUAAAUUAAUUAACAAAAGAAUUUAAUUUAUCUGAUAAUUAUUUUAAAAAUAUACCUAUUUAACAAAAGAUGAGUAAGAUACUAUAAAUAAAUUCAUAAAUAGAAUGGAUAAGUAGAGUAAACGGAUUAAAAAAAAAUAAUGAAUUUAUUAUAAUCAUUUUAAUAUUUUUUAAAUCUUUAUUGACUUUCUCCAUAAUUAUUAUAAUCACAGAUUUUAAUAAUUUCUUUCUGUGUUAAUAUUUAUAAUCCUUAUAGAAAAGUAUGAAAAUUAAUGAUGAUCUAUAAAAGGAACUAAGCUUGCAAAAUUUGCAAUCUUUAUAACAAAAAUAAAAGGAUUCUAUUUCAACUAAAAAUUAAAAAGCUUCCUUUCUUAAAUGCAUAGUCCUUAUACUAGGUACAUUUUUAAUGUUUGGAAAUAAUUACUCCUUUGAUAAUCCUUAGGCUUUAUAGACUUAAUUGAUUGAACAAUUAGACAUUACCAUCUCAUAAUUUAAUUUACUAUAUUCAGCUUUUGCAUUUCCAAAUAUCUUCUUAACAUUAAUUGGUGGAGUGAUCACUAACAUUUUAGGUAAGAUUUGCAUAAUAUUUUAAGGAGUUAGAGUGGCAAUAAUAGGAUUUAGUUUAGCUAUUGUGAUUGCGUAACUCAUUAUAUCAUUUGGUGGUUUAUAUUAAAAUUUUUGGUUAAUGUUAGUUGGUAGGAUUAUCUUUGGUACUGCUUCAGAAAAUCUAUUAAUUGCUUAAACAACCAUUAUAGGAAAAUGGUUUAGAGGAAAAGAACUAUCUACUGCAAUUGGAUAUGUAAUGGCAAUACCUGAAUUUGCAUGUGGAAUGAAUUCUUUUAUUACUCCUAUUAUAUAUAAUGCAUUUGGUCAUUUGGCCUAUCCACUAUUCUUCAGUGCUUUUCUAUGUUUUCUAUCCUUCCUAUGUGGAGUUAUCUUAUGUAUUCUAGAUAAGAAGAAUGAUUAAUAAUUAAUGGGUAAUAAUUGACAAAACAAUAUAUAUAGAAUUAAAUUAAGAAAUUCAUACAAAUGAUAAGGUAUCCUUUAGUGAUAUAAAAAAUUUUACUUACACUUUUUGGACACUUAUUAUUGUAUGUGCUUUAUAAAUCGGAUCUUACACACCCUUUUUAGAUAAUGCAAAUGACUUUUUGUAGUAAAAAUUUGAUUUUACUUAUCUAUAAUCUGGAAGAUUGCUGACUCUAACUUAUUUAGCAGCUGGUAUAAAUAGUAUUUAAAUAAUUAGCAAUCUUAAGUCCCCUUAUUGGUCCAUAUGUAGAUUAAGUUGGCAAAAGAAGAUUAUUUAUUUUAGCAACAUGUUUAUGUUAUAUUCUUACUCAUUUCCUUUUUGGUAUCAUGAAAUCAAGCCAUGAAGGACAUCCUAAUUAUGUUUCAAUAAUUCCUCUAAUAUUAUUAGGUUUAUCCUAUUCAAUGUAUUGCUGUAUUAUUAUUCCUACUGUUUAAUAUGCUGUUCCAUAAAGAGUAGUUGGUACUGCCUUUGGGUUUGUUGGUAUGUUUACAAAUACAGCAAUGACUUUGUUUCCAAUAAUUGCAGCAUAAAUAGUUUAGAAUUCAGUUGAUGCAGAAUAAGGAUAUUCAUUAGUAGGAUAUUUCUAUUGUGGGAUUUCAAUAAUAGGAUUAGGAUUCACAAUUUCCCUUUAUUAUUUUGAUACUCAAAAUUCUAUAGUGUUAGAUUUUGUGAAUCCUGAAUCACCAACUUUGGAGGAGAAGGAAUUUUAAGAAAAUAAAUAAUUUUAAUGUAAUAAAGAAAAGUUGAUUGAAAUUUGA
Molecule: messenger RNA, 2080 nt
Organism: Paramecium pentaurelia
Lineage: Eukaryota; Ciliophora; Oligohymenophorea; Peniculida; Parameciidae
Source: the annotation of a GenBank genome assembly